Saccostrea echinata is the source of this 1437-nucleotide messenger RNA. RefSeq lists its product as uncharacterized. The transcript has 4 exons. Gene Ontology annotation, molecular function: scavenger receptor activity. The coding region runs from base 508 to 1314 and encodes 268 amino acids. NCBI's taxonomy places the organism in Eukaryota, Metazoa, Mollusca, Bivalvia, Ostreida, Ostreidae. The record is from RefSeq and is a predicted model, not a curated record.
CACAAUCAUGACGGGUUGUAAGCCUUGAUUUUGUUGCUUUUAUGAUACAUUGCACAGAACAACUUUGAAAUAGUAUCGAAGGUCAAAAAGGAAGAGAAAACUCUUGUCAUUCUGCCCACAGGAACAUCAAGGUACUUUACACAAAAUAUUCCGAUAUCUUAUUUGGUGGAUAUUGUGUGAUGGAGAUGAUGAUUACAGAAAGGAAAUAUAAAUUCACUGAUUAGGAAUUUUAAGCAGUUUUGAAAGGAAAUAGUAAUAACAGAAAUAAAAAUACUUACAACGGGGAUAUGGAAUACACAUUGAGUGUCCCAGUGUGUUUGGUACUUGACGGCAAUCGUUGUUUCAUAAAACCAGGAGCCUAAUUUUAGCAAACACAUACUAGGAUUGUACUCACAAGGCAAGAGAUAAGCAAACCUUCUGUCAUUCAUCAAACAUUCAUGUGACUUAUCAAAUCUAUAAAUUUCUUAGAUAGCUGAUUAGCGAUUUCACUGGAUUGAAGAAUCGACAAUGGAAAUAUAUGUUUGUCUUUUAUUCCUGUCUGUUUGUCUGUCCGACAUGCCUGUUAUCGCUGACGAAGGAUGCUGUGGAAAGGCACAAGCUGGUCAAUGCCCAAAAUGCUGCAACAACUAUUAUUUGGUCGACGGAAAUUGCUCUGAAUGUGAGCCCGGAUUCUUUGGGGAGAAUUGCUCCGAUGUAUGUGUUUAUCCUUAUUUUGGCCUCAAAUGUUUACAGGAGUGUCGAUGUGACAAGCAUCUAUGUGACCCAGUCACGGGCUGUCAUGAGGAAAGUACCACAAAAGGCACCACAAACACAUCAGUUAAUCUGACUGAAUUUGGACACAAAACUGAUGAAAAUGUUCAAUGGAUGACCAAUUUUAUUGACAGUUCCCAUCUACAAAUAGUUUUUACUGUCGGUGGCGUGGCGCUCGGAUUUUGUAUUCUUACAAUAGUAUUACUUGUAAUCAUGAUUAUUCGAAGACAGCAAACCAGUCGAGAUCUGGAUGUAGAAUAUCACGAACUACAGAUGUUAGGUCAUCACAAGGAAAAUCUUGAGCGGAAGGCUACUCCCGUGGAAAUGAACACCUAUAGAAGCAUAAGAAAGGUGGCAUCCAAACCAAGAUCUUCUGACAACUCGAGCUCUCAUUGUUAUCAAGAUAUACAAGAAUACAUGAGUAUUGAUGGAAAUGCUGAAAUACGUGACACAGAAAAAAAUGACAAAGGUUUGUGCGAGUACCUAAAAAUGGAAGAUCCUUCAAUGACAGACGAUGGGUAUCAAAUCCCCAUCGUCAAAGAGGCAAUGUUAUCAAAGAAUUAGCAUAUGAAUUAAUAAAUCUCCUAAAAAAAAAUGAAUUUUCGAAUUAGGUUUUACUCUUAAAGAAAAGAAAAAUAAAUAUCAGGUUUGACUCUUACAGAAAAAAAGAAAAAUAUUAUUUUUUCA